Achroia grisella is the source of this 733-nucleotide messenger RNA. RefSeq names its product larval/pupal rigid cuticle protein 66-like. Lineage: Eukaryota; Metazoa; Arthropoda; Insecta; Lepidoptera; Pyralidae. The record is from RefSeq and is a predicted model, not a curated record. Bases 81 to 620 code for a protein of 179 amino acids. The transcript is spliced from 2 exons. Gene Ontology annotation, cellular component: extracellular matrix.
GCAAGACUUGUAUAAAAACAGUAACAAAUUCAGGAUAAAUCAUUCGCAGUUCACUGUGCAACAAAAACUAACGUAUCGAAAUGGCAGCUAAGUUCGUCGUUGUUGCUUUGAUGGUGGCGGCCGCCCGUGCCAGCGGCGUGCAAGACUACACCAGCUUCUCUUAUGGUGUAUCCGACCCGCAUACCGGAGACGUCAAAAGCCAACACGAGACCCGUGUCGGUGACAGCGUGGUUGGACAGUAUUCCCUCCUCGACUCUGACGGCACAAAGCGCACCGUCGACUACGCCGCUGACGCUCACUCUGGAUUCAACGCCGUCGUCAGGAAAGACCCCGCCCUCAUCGCCCAUGCCGCACCCGUUGUUGCCCCCAUCGCUCCCGUCGUUGCCCCCGUUGCUCCCGUAGCUUACUCCAGCGCUCUCGCUCAUGGAGGUAUUGCCGCUCCUCUAGCCUACUCCGCCCCUCUAGGCUACUCCUCCCCUCUUGCCCAUGGUGCUAUCGCCUCUCCCCUUGUCCGUAGCGUUAUUGCCUCUCCCUUAGCCCAUGGUGGUAUCGCUGCUCCCCUCGGAGCUAUCGCCUAUGGCGCUGGACAUGGUCUUUAUGGCUCUCAUUUGGGUUACUAAACUGUAUUAGCAAACUAAAUAUAUAUGUGUAAAUAGAAUAAAUUAUGACCGUGUCAUACCUGAGCGAACUGCUGUGAUUAUGUACAAAAAAUUAAAUACUUUUUGUAAUUUAA